Molecule: messenger RNA, 1667 nt
Organism: Salpingoeca rosetta
Lineage: Eukaryota; Choanoflagellata; Craspedida; Salpingoecidae
Exons: 13
Coding region: 117-1667 (516 amino acids)
Source: RefSeq, a predicted model, not a curated record
AUUUCACACCGUCAACAGCCACCAGUGUGCAACAGCGCCACAGCAAACGACACACACAUCGACCUCCCACACUCCACCACUCCACCACUCCACCACCAACCGAACGAACACCGACCAUGGCUGGCGACUUCCCCGUGGGCACGAAAGUGUGGGCAAAGUGGAGCAAGACGUUCUACCCUGGAAAGGUUUGGGAGCCAACGGCGGAACAGAGCGCUGCCAUGCCCAAGAGCAAGCCCUACUUUGUCUUUUAUUACGGCGCCCCGAUCAACGCAUGCUUUGGUCACCAUUCCAAGAAGGAGCUGCAUCGCUUUGAUGACGAGGAGUUCACUGCCAAGAUGAAGAAGAAGAAGCUGUCUCGCGACAUCAAGGCAGGCCUUGAGGCCAUUGAUGACCCCGCCGCCCAGCCUGAAGUGCUGCUCGCCCCCCAGGCUGUGUAUGCUUCCCCUGAGGACGAGGAAGACAGCGGCGAGGAAGAGGCGGCGUCGGCACCAAAGUCGUCUGCACCCGCCCGUCUUCGCAGCGAUGACGAAGACGAAGACGAGGAUGAGGACGAGGACGAGGAAGAGUACCAAGCGCCCGAGGAUGAUGAUGAUGAGAAGGACGAAGACUUUUCGCUUGACGGCGGGAAAAAGCGCAAGCCGCGCGCUCGCACAUCCACGUCCACAUCCAAGCGAGCAAAGACAACGCCUGCCAAGCGUAACAGGAAGACACCAGCAAGCAAGGCAUCAACAACGAAGGCGAAGACAAAGCCGGCAGGGAAGCAGCGCCGUGGGAGCGGACGGGCGGCGGUUGUGUCCAAUGCAGUCAUCUCGAGCGAUGAGGAGUCGGAGGAUGAGGACCACGCCACCGAUCAGCCAACCUUGAAGAAGCGUGAGGCGGCGAUGCCGAGCGAGCUGGCGCCGCUCAAGUCGCACGAGGAUGUGCGCGGGAACGACAACGAGGCAGAAAGCGAAGAUGACGUGAUUGAGGACGCAGAGGCGCCCGCAAAGAAGCCAAAGAAGCAGCAGCAGCAGCAGGCACUGAAGGAGAAGAAGGAAAAGAAGGAGCGUAAGCCGCGAGAGAAGGAGAAGAAGGAGAAGAAGGAGAAAGCGCCAAAGAAGGAGAAGAAGGCCCGGGCGCCGAGGAAGAAGACAGCGCCAGCAAAGCAGGACACCCCAAAGAAAAUCACAGACGCCGAGCGGUUGGGCCAGCUCGUCUCGGAACUCAAGCGCUGUCUUCCCUCCAAGGGCGACAAAGACGUGAGCGGUGCUGUCUCGCGUCUGAAAGAGAUUGACGCACUGCCGCUGAGCCAGCGCACCAUCACCGAAAACACCGACCACGUCGUCUCCAUCCGCAUGCUCCGCAAGUUUCCUGACCAGGCUGUGUCCUCUCAUGCCAAGGCCAUCAUUGCCAAGUGGAAGACGAUGGUGAAGGCGGCGACGGAGACGACUGGGCCGGCAAAGGAAGAGAAGAAGGAAGAGAAGAAGGAAGAGAAGAAGGAAGAGAAGAAGGAGAAGAAGGAGGAGGAAGAGGAGAAGGAAGAGAAGAAGGAAGAAGAGAAGAAGGAAGAGGAGAAGGAAGAGAAGAAGGAAGAAGAGAAGAACGAAGAGAAGAAGGAAGAAGAGAAGAAGGAAGAAGAGAAGAGAGAGAGAGAGAGAAGAAGGAAGAAGAGAAGAAGGAAGAAGUGA